AUGAGUUCCGAACAUGCCCAGUCGUCGAAAAGACGAUGUGUCAGCACAGCUUGCGUUGCCUGUCGCAAGAGAAAGUCCAAGUGUGAUGGAAAUCUUCCAAGCUGUGCGGCUUGUUCAUCAGUAUACCAUACCCCUUGCGUAUAUGAUCCCAACUCGGAUCAUCGUCGCAAAGGUGUCUAUAAAAAGGACACGGAUACCUUGCGCACUAAAAACACCACUUUGCAAACCUUGAUCCAGGCAAUUCUGAACUAUGAUGAAACAGAUGCUUUUGACCUGGUGCGCCAGAUCCGCGCUUGCGAUGACCUCGAGGAUGUGGCAAACGCGGUCCUUGCCCAAGAGAACGGGCUUUCAUCAAAAAAUCAAGCUGCACAUGAAUCCUCCAGUGAGAACACGAAUGAAAUCAAUCAAUUUGAAUCAGCACUGGCUGGAAAAAUGAGCGAGCUGAUGUUAGACGGCUCACGCAAAUUCAUCGGAGGGACAUCAAACCUUAUCUUCUUACCGCCAGGCUCAGAGCUUCACGAGGCAGCUGCGGUCACAAACAAUCUAUCUCUUGAGACUGGCCAAAUACACGCCGUGAGCCGAUGGACGCAAGUCACGGAUGACGACUCGUUGAUCAGCCAUUUGAUGACCAUGUAUUUCACUUGGCAUUAUCCAUUUUUCACCACUCUCUCCAAAGAUUUGUUCUAUCGGGACUACAUUCGCGGAAUCUCCAGCUCCUAUUGCUCUGCCUUGCUCGUCAAUGCCAUGCUUGCUCUCGGUUGCCAUUUCAGUUCAUGGCCAGGCGCUUUUGAUGAUCCCAAAGACCUUGCAACGGCGGGCAAUCAUUUCUUCAAAGAAGCGAAACGACUCGUCCUGGAAAAUGAUGAGCAUGAGAAUGCCAAGCUAUGUACAGUCCAAGCAUUUGCACUCAUGUCUGUCAGAGAGGCAGGAUGUGGUCGCGAAGGAAAAGGCUGGGUCUACAGUGGCCUCAGUUUCCGCAUGGCUUUUGAUCUCGGGCUCAAUCUGGAUUCUCAGAACAUUGGCGCCCACAGCCUCAGCGAUGAAGAAAUCGAUGCUCGCCGGGUCACAUUCUGGGGCUGCUAUCUCAUUGACAAAUGUUGGUCAAAUUAUCUUGGUCGGCAGCCUCAACUGACCUCCGCAAACGCCAAUGUUCCCAAAUUUGAUGUCUUCCCACGAGAGGAGACAGAGUUAUGGUCGCCAUACACUGACUCUGGUGUGGGUCAUGAGCAUACUCAGGCAUCGCGGAUUCGGGCUGUUGCUCUCCAGAUUUCUAAACUCUGCGAAAUCAGUAGCGAUUUACUGGUGUUUUUCUACCAUCCAACCGAGCUUGAGAAAUUCCAGCCCAAGCAGUCGGAGCUGAAGAAACUAAGUGAUGUCCAUACCCGGCUUGAGGCGUGGAAAAACAAACUGCCCAAGGAGCUGGUCGCCAAAGAAGGGCAGCUGCCUCAAGUGCUCGUUAUGCACAUGCUGUAUCAGCUACUAAUUAUCCACCUCUAUCGGCCUUUCUUGAAAUAUACCAAGGCUAAUACACCGUUGCCACCCCAUGUCUCACCUCGCAAAAUUUGCACACAGGCUGCUGCCACUGUCUCCAAGCUCUUGCGCGUGUACAAACGCUGCUAUGGAUUGAAACAAAUUUGCAAUAUUGUCGUUUAUAUCGCUCACACUACUUGCACUAUUCACCUUCUCAACCUCCCUGACAAAAACGCUCAGAGAGAUGUCAUCCACGGGUUGAAAAAUCUCGAAGAAAUGGCAGAGGGUUGGCUCUGUGCUCGACGUACCCUGCGCAUCCUGGACAUUUCCGCAAACAAGUGGAAUGUCGAGCUACCGCCUGAAGCAAUUGCCGUCUUCGAGCGAACUCAUGUCAAAUGGGGCUCAUGGGGCUCUUGGGAUCAAGCGGCAUCUCCUUCGAUGCCCGCAGAAUCCCCCACAUCAACUGUCAUGCAACCUGCCACAAGCCCCAGUCGAUUCUCACCAACUGCACCACCAUUCCAACCAUCCCGCGCGGAAAAGCACAAAAACCCUCCCACGGCUGGAAACCCUCGUAUGAGUCCUCAAUACGGCCCAGCCCCAACCUCCAUCCCCAUGUCUCUCCCGUCCAUGCGAGCAGCACACAGCGCUCUAUCAGCCCAACUUCAAAGGCCUGAUUUUGCCCCACCUGAACCCACGUACCUUCGGCCCCAAAUGGCCUACCAAUUUCCCCCUAUCGCACCUACCCCCUCAACUCCCCAGCAGGGGGCCUGGUUCGAUGGGUCAGGCGCCCAUGUCGCACCUCAAAAUGGAACGCCGCCACCAAAUGCAUCCCCCGUAUCUGGCUACGACGGUACUGAAAAUCUCGUCGAAGAGAGCCAGGACUGGUGGUCCAGGAAUGCCACAUAUGGUAUGGGUAUAGGUGGUUGGAACGGUUCUUGGAAUCCUGCACCUCCCAAUCCACAGCCUCACAUUGGAUUCCAGACUGAAAAUCUCGUUGCUGUUCCUCAGCCACCAGUGCCCGGUCCGGACACUGGCCCUGAGCAGCCCCAGACGCCAGUUGAUAUACCGAUCGCUCGGCCCCCUUUGGCUCCUGAUGGCAAUCCCACAUUCAGGGAUGGAUGGCAAUGA
Penicillium salamii is the source of this 2598-nucleotide messenger RNA. The record is from the annotation of a GenBank genome assembly. NCBI's taxonomy places the organism in Eukaryota, Fungi, Ascomycota, Eurotiomycetes, Eurotiales, Aspergillaceae.